This is a messenger RNA of Dibothriocephalus latus, 630 nucleotides long. Lineage: Eukaryota; Metazoa; Platyhelminthes; Cestoda; Diphyllobothriidea; Diphyllobothriidae. The record is from the annotation of a GenBank genome assembly.
AUGGAUGAACUCAUAGGCAUCUUAUCUGAUUUAUGUGAUUCGCUCAGCACACACCAUCUAGUGAAUAUACAACUUGCUGAUGAGAAAUCGGGAAGGGAGAUCCAAACGUCCAGUUCAGCGGAGCGGCGUAAGAGUACACAUUCGGAGUUCCCGAUGAAAGGAGACCGUACUCGUUACGACCACCUUAAAGAAAGAAAAGAAAAGGUGGUUGUUGAAGUCAGAGUUGUCUUCCUGAAGAUUGGGGAAAUCGAUACACUAAAGGAGUAUUACCAUGCUGACGCCUUCCUUCAAGCAAAAUGGAGAGAACCAAAAUUGGACGGAAAAAGUCAAGAGUUCCUAAGUUCGACUGAUCUGGAUCAAUACUGGAAUCCCCUAUGUUAUGUUGAUAACAUACUUUCGGAAACAAAGGAGGUUCGUUGGCUUUCGACGCAGGUAACACCCCGUGGUGAAGUCUUCAUCGUCGACCGUAGGCGAGUGAGAGGGGUGUUCUUGGAGACGCUGGAACUUAACGACUUUCCCCUUGACGUCCAGGUAAUGCAGCUAGACAUUAAGUCUCUCAAAAUGUUUGCAAGCCUAAGUCUUAACCUCGCAGAUUUUCUGAUUGCACUUUGUUGCCACUUUUCAGGAUAG